AUGGCUAACUAUGGUCCGGCCUACAGCUCAUUAGCUGAAAAUCAAGGACAAAUGGCUGCUAAACGAAGCACUGAUCUUGAUCAAGAAGCGCAAGCAUGGAUAGAAUCUGUUUCGGGUGAAAAGUUUCCGAGUGAUAUAUCUUAUGAGGAUGCGUUAAAGGACGGAAUUAUUCUAUGCAAAUUGAUGAACAAAUUAUCACCUAAUUCGAUUCCUAAAAUUGCAACAUCAGGUGGUGCCUUCAAACUACGAGAAAAUGUGGCCGCUUUUCAAAAUGCUGCUCGAUCCUAUGGAGUAGCCGAUUCUGAACUUUUUCAAACAGUUGAUUUAUUUGAAAAACGUAACAUCGCCCAAGUAACACUAGCCAUUCAUGCACUUGGACGACAGGCACAAAAGAAGAAUUUCAAAGGCCCAGCAUUGGGUGUUAAACUGUCGGAUAAAAAUGAACGACAAUUUACCAAUGAACAACUACGUGCUGGAGAUGGCAUGAUUGGCCUUCUAAACGAAGGCAUGAAUAAAGAGUGGCCAUGCGAUAGUGCCAGAGAAGUGUCCUCUGCCUUCACACCAAAAGAAUCAUGUUUUCCGCAAGGUUAUCAUGAGAUUUCAGAGAUAGCCGAUCAUACAAUAAGUGCAGAGCCGAAAUUUGAUAUUGAACCGAUCAAACAGGUCCGAACAGAAUUAGUUGAGCCAAUUCAUGUAUUAGAUGCUUACAACAACAACAACAAGCGACACAGUUUUGACCUGGAAAGUUUUUCCGAAUUUUCCGAGUACUCGUGUGCCGACUCCAUAAAUAAUGGAAGUAGUUACCAUGAACAACGAAGAAGUCAACGACGAAAUCCUGGUCAUCGUUCACUGAGCCGAAGUUCAGUGAAUACAUUGUUGAAAAAUCUUCAAUUGCAACCAAAUCCAUCAACAAAUAUUAAUACUGCAGAAGAACCAGAAGAAGAGAACGUGCAUGAUAGUCUCACGCUAUUAAUACAAUUAGCUAGAGAUCCAAGUUUAACAAAAAUGGGUAAAAUUGAUCGUUUGAAAACAUCAAUUGAGGACACUAUUGGAAUGGUUGAAUUACUAAGUUUAGUGAGACUAGUAAAAACGCCAACAACAAAACUGAGUGUCGAUGAAGCGCCACUCAACAUUUACCGGCAUCUCUUACCAUCAUUCGUCUCACUUAUUUUAUUAGAAAAUGACAGCGAUAACUAA
Didymodactylos carnosus is the source of this 1197-nucleotide messenger RNA. The record is from the annotation of a GenBank genome assembly. Lineage: Eukaryota; Metazoa; Rotifera; Eurotatoria; Philodinida; Philodinidae.